Molecule: messenger RNA, 2490 nt
Organism: Acaulospora colombiana
Lineage: Eukaryota; Fungi; Glomeromycota; Glomeromycetes; Diversisporales; Acaulosporaceae
Source: the annotation of a GenBank genome assembly
AUGUACGGUGCGUAUGUAACGUCUACAUCGACAGAGUCAAAAAAAAAAUUCAGAAAUUUGUUUAGACAGUUUCGCAAAUUCAAGUUUUCGACGCGCAGCAAGAGACAAUUUCGUCGGAACAGCGUCGAACAACAAAAGGAAGAUGACCGGGGUACGAAAAGCGGUCAAUCCGGUUCAUCCGCAAAUGCCUCGCCUCCCUCUUCACCCGCCGCCAACAAAGCCCCUAAUUACCCGGUGCCCAUAAAACUUAAUGUCGGUGGAAUUCUCUACGUCACCACGCAACAAACGCUAUGCAGUUAUCCUUCCUAUCUCUCCGAACUUUUCUUUCUUUUCAAGUCCCCGAACGCGACCAUUCCCACUUUCAACAACAACAAUUACCAUGGAUAUCCCAAGAAGCUGGCUUCUCGUCACCCGCAAAUUCCCUGGCCCGAGGAACUCUUCAUCGACCGGGAUGGUGUGAUCUUUGUUCACAUCUUGGACUUCUUACGUACCUCCACACUCCCAAAGUUACCUCUCUCGGUGUUGAGAAGACUCGAGGUCGAAGCAAAAUUUUACGAGAUCAAACCUUUGCAAACCAUCAUCAUCCGUAGAAUUCAGGAACACCAGAGUGCUCCCAAAUUCAAGAUCAUACCAAUUCCGAAUUUCAUGGAUACGAACCAGUUAGCAAGUGAUAAAAAUGAUUGGUCUCGAUUCACCGGUAACAAGAAUGACAUGUCAAAUUUCCUUUGUGCGCAGUGUAUUCAUGACAACAGUGUCACCGAGGCGGGUAACAACGAUGAUAUCAACGAUAAAACAGCGCCGAGAUACCUUUCGCCUAUCCCAACCAAAUUCUUGUCAGUCGUUAACGAUGAUGCCGACGACGAUGAUGACGCAUCGGUCUCAUCUACUUCGGUUGAGGUUCCUAUCAUCUACCAUGAUCCAAAUACCCGAGAUGAUAAUAUUCAAGAUGGCUUUGGGUCAAUGUGCUCAAAUCCUCAAUCAAGUAGCGUGAACGCCCCGCCCCUUCGUAUUAGAUCGCCACAGAUAAAGCCACACAUACCACUGGACAACAAUUUCGACUCGAGUAAAUAUCUCUACGACGGUGAAAUACCAAUAAUACUGAAUAAUGGUGGCGGUGAAGAAUGGAAGAGGAGGGACGAACGAGAAAAUAAUUCGGAUAAGAAUCCGAUGACCCCGGAAUACGAAUUCGUCACCAUCACGACAAUCCCUGUUGAUGGAAUCAACUCUUCGAGGUACACAAGGGACUCCUCGUAUUAUGAUUCCACAAAGUGCGAGUGUGCAAAUUAUGGACCGGAGUGUUGGAGGUGUGGAGGAGAAAAUGUGAACGAUGAAAAAAUCAUCACGGUGAUAGUGUUCAAACACUUCGCGUACGUCUCAUCGACGGGUAUAAAAGGUCAGCGCCCAUCCGUUCCAUCCUUGUCAUCGGGGGAGAUGGCUGAAAACGUUUUUAACGGAGACCUCUCAAAGCUCGUUGACAUUCCACGAAAUAAUUUACCGUUCACCUAUUCCUGGACCAUCCGAGACUUUCAAGAUCUCUAUGCAAAGACGAAGCAGGGGGAGUCGGUGUACAGUGAAAUAUUUGCCUCCCCCGCCUCCCUUCCCGCCUCCCACCCGGACCACGCACCAACACUCAAUUAUUUUACCUGGAAUUUAAAAUUUUAUCCUCACGGUUUUUUGGAAAACACGCAUGUCUCCUUGUACCUCAACCCCAUCCGGACAAAGGUCGAAAUUCAACGUGGCCUAACAUCGAGAACUUCGAGUUACCAGUUUGACCUCUUUCGUCUUGACAGCGAGGAGAAGAGGAGGUCAUACGUACUGACGAGAUUAGAAUGUGACCCAAAAUGCAUCACACACGAUUUUAACCUUGACGUCCUACGGGAUCGGGGUGUUCGAAAUUUCUGCAAGCUGGAACAAAUCUUUCCAAACAAUGAAAAGACUCGGAAAACCGAUUUAGUUAUUCGCGUGCAAUUUAAUGACAUUCCAAAGGGUGCCGUCGACGAUCAGCCACUCAGAGACCGGGAUCACGGGGAUGAGCUGUCAUCGUUAGAGAAGUCGAAAUAUUUUGAUCAGAUGUUCACGGUUCAAUGGAAAGAUUCGCCUUCGUCCACAAUUCCAGUUGACGAUACCCCUUACGAAUUAUUCAGAAUGAUCGUCCAUUACCUGUAUACCAGAAAUCUACCGGAAUCAUUGUCUCUGGAGGUGACGCAGGACUUAUAUCGUAAAGCGAGGGCCAGUGAAGUCGGUGACCUGGUGAAGGCGUUGACAACACGUCUAAUUGAUAUGGUGAAUGAGAAUACUUGGGACGAGCUGCUGAUGACAGGAUGGGAAACUGCGAAUACGGAGUUGAAGGAGGCGGCAUUGAAUUAUGUGUAUAAGCAUUGGAAGGAGGUGAAGAAGUCUGGAAGGGUUGAGAGGAUCAUGCUGUAUGAAAAUGUUGAGUGGAUAGAGGAAUUGAUGAAGGCCCGAUUUUACGGUGUCAGAAGACGGUAA